This is a messenger RNA of Cotesia congregata, 492 nucleotides long. The record is from the annotation of a GenBank genome assembly. NCBI's taxonomy places the organism in Eukaryota, Metazoa, Arthropoda, Insecta, Hymenoptera, Braconidae.
AUGAAUGCAAGAGUAGGUCAACUGAACCCUUGGCCUCCCGAUCUUUUCUCUGGGUAUCUUUUGAAUGACACAGCACUCACAACCGACGACUUUAUCUGCAAGAGAGGACGAAGGAUUAUGGAGUUCAUGGUUGAUAGUGACUUUGUACUUUUAAAUGGUAGAACCAAAAAUGACUCGCCAGCCCAACCAACGUACUUCAACACAGGCACCUCAAUUAUAGACCUGGUAUGGGCCGACAUCUCCUCUCUACAUCUCAUUGCUGACCUAGAAGUCAUCCUGGAGCCUUCUCUAUCUGACCACUAUCCAAUAUGCUUAAGCAUUCUGACUGAAUCUGCUAAUCAUUACAUGCCCAACGCACACAAAAAAACUGCUAUCUCCUCACUAAAAUCAAAUGGUCUGACAAUGCUAAGGAAGAAUACCAAAGACGCCUACUUGCUAACCAGGACCUGUCGGAUACUCAGGAUUCUGACACAGACAAACUGCACGAGCUGA